Messenger RNA from Exaiptasia diaphana, 1489 nucleotides. Its product is annotated as CDP-paratose 2-epimerase. Lineage: Eukaryota; Metazoa; Cnidaria; Anthozoa; Actiniaria; Aiptasiidae. The transcript has 3 exons. Bases 88 to 1188 code for a protein of 366 amino acids. The record is from RefSeq and is a predicted model, not a curated record.
AUUCUCGGUCGUGGUUGUUUCGUCUUUCACCGUAUUUUCUCAUCACUUGAAGCCAGUCCAGCGGACCGCCGAACGGCGAAGGUCAUUAUGCCUCAUCCAAGUGAUCACUUAGGAAGUACGUCUACUUUAAACGGAACAACCAAUGGUGUUUCAGUUCUUAAAAAGAUKAAAAAUGGACUUGAUGAAAUUAAUGGCAAUGCGUCAAAUAAUGUUGCCAAAUAUUCCCGCAGUUCGGGUCCACUUCGGUAUCCACGAGUAUUAGUAACAGGUGGUGCAGGRUACCUUGGCACAUCAUUAGUUCCCAUUCUCCUCACCGAGGGCUAUGAUGUAAUUGUCUAUGAUAAGUUAUUAUGGGGUAUCARUGGUCUUCUCCAWCAUGCUGGUAAUCCAAAUCUGAAAAUUGUUAAAGGUGAUGUUCUUGAUUUCAACCACUUAAAGCAACAUGUAUCAAAGAGUGAUGCAGUUAUUCACCUUGCYGCCAUUGUUGGUUAUCCUGCUUGCGAGAAGAACCCACAGCUAGCUCAACAAGUCAAUGAGGAAGGYACAAAGAAUGUUGUAAAAUGUCUUCGGCCAGGUCAAGCGUUAGUUUAUGCAUCAACAGGWUCAUGUUAUGGGGCUAUUAUCAAUGGGAUAUGUACAGAAGAGACACCAAUAUCUCCACUAACUUUGUAUGGGAGUUCAAAAGCCGCUGGCGAAGAGGUGGUGAGAGRAACGAAAGGUGGGGUCUGCCUUCGUCUUGCUACCGURUUUGGUGUGUCAUCCCGUAUGCGUCUUGAUCUCCUAGURAAUGAUUUGACUCACAAAGCCGUCACCAUGAAACACUUUGACCUUUACCAGGGAGAAUUCCGUCGCACUUUUCUCCAUGUAAAAGAUGCAGCUAAUGCAUUUGCAUUUGCUCUUGAGAAUUAUGACUACAUGGACGGGAAAGUCUUCAAUGUUGGYGAUGAAGUCAUGAACAUGUCUAAAGCAGAAGUUGCACAAAUGAUUGAGCAGUUAGUUCCAGAUUGUGUCAUUACCACUUCGACAAAUGGAGAGGAUAAAGACAAGAGRAACUAUGAAGUUUCGUAUGAAAAGAUCCGCAGUUUAGGCUUCCAUGCUACUAUAACUCUUAAAGAGGGAGUAGAGGAACUGUUGAAGGUACUGCCAUUUAUCAGUGAAGAAGAAGCUAAGAAGGCAAGGAACAUUUAAUUGAACUUUGUUUCAAAAUUCAAUCAAAAGUAAAAGUUUUGUAGAAAAUAUUGUUGUAAAGUAAUGUUGCAUCACAGAAUGAUACUUGAUAUGCAAGCCUUUUUUUUUUGAAGUAUUUUUAAAAAUAGUAGUUACUAAGCCAAAAGCACAGCAAGUUUAAUUGAAUUAUCAAACUCAUUGAUAUUCAUUGUGUUCUUAAAAAUUCAUUUUUUUUAAAUGACAUUUAAAAAAGGACAUUCAAAAAUCUAUCUAUAUUGUGACCAUAAUAUUGCUCAAUUGAAGAAAUUGAAAAAAAAUAGCC